CUCAGUCGCUCUGAACCAUCACAAACAUGGCCAUACGCAGGAAAGACAGCUUUCUGUGGGGGAGAGCUCAUACCAGUAUCCCAGCAGCAGAGAGCAGGCCGGGUGAAACCAUUAAGAUUCACAAGUCUGAGCUGCUGGAUGACAUUCAGAAUCUGAGGCCGCAGAUCAAACCUGUCGAGACACAGAUCCACAGACGUGAAGUCGAGGAGCAGAAUAAAAAUGUUGUUAGGAACCGAAGAUUCUUACGUGGGAAGAAGAAAUUCAACAUGGACCCAAAAACAGGUUUUAUUUACCUGGUCACAAACAACCUGCUGGAGUGGCGAGCAGAGUCUGUGGCCGAGUUUCUGUACAAAGAGGAGGGGCUUAACAAGACCGCGAUCGGAAACUUCCUCGGAGACAGGGAGGACAUGCAUCUGGAGACACUGAAAGCCUUUGUGAGUUUACAUGAAUUCUCUGACCUGAAUCUGGUGCAGGCGCUGAGACAGUUUCUGUGGAGCUUUCGUCUGCCAGGAGAAGCUCAGAAGAUCGACAGGAUGAUGGAAGCGUUUGCAACUCGUUACUGUGACUGUAACCCCGGAGUCUUUCAGUCCACAGACACGUGCUACAUCCUGUCCUUCGCCAUCAUCAUGCUCAACACGAGUCUCCACAACCCCAACGUGAAGGACAAACCCAGUCUGCAGCGCUUUGUCUCCAUGAACAGAGGCAUCAACAACGGGGACGACCUGUCCACCGAGCUGCUCGCGAAACUCUACGCCAGCAUCCGCAGCGAGCCCUUUAAAAUCCCAGAGGACGACGGCCACGACCUCACGCUGACCUUUUUUAAUCCAGACAGAGAAGGCUGGCUGCUGAAGAUGGGUGGACGAGUGAAAACCUGGAAGAGGAGGUGGUUUAUUUUGACAGACAGCUGCCUGUACUACUUUAAAUACACCACAGACAAAGAUCCGAUCGGAAUAAUUCCUCUGGAGAAUCUGAGUGUCAGGAAACUGCAGGAGAGCAGCAAAUCUUAUUGUCUGGAGUUGUUUAAUCCUAAAGGACAGAAGAUCAAGGCCUGUAAGACGGAGAACAAAGGUCAGGUGGUUCAGGGCAAACAUCGGUCUUAUAAACUCAGCGCAGCCAGUGCAGACGAGCGCGACACCUGGAUGGACGCCAUCAGGGCGAGCGUCACCAAGGAUCCUUUCUAUGACCUGGUGUCUCUGCGCAAGAGGAAGGUCAUCUGCAACGCUGACCCCACCGACCUCAGUGGAAACAACACGUGACUCCAGUUCCUGUUUGUUUUUGUGUUUUUUACGAUGAAACAGAAACUACAGUAAGUCGGACGGCGUUUCACAAACCUCAACAAACUGGGAAAUGAAACUUCUGCAAGCUGUU
This is a messenger RNA of Solea solea (common sole), 1368 nucleotides long. Its product is annotated as cytohesin-4-like. Gene Ontology annotation, biological process: regulation of ARF protein signal transduction. Lineage: Eukaryota; Metazoa; Chordata; Actinopteri; Pleuronectiformes; Soleidae. The coding region runs from base 27 to 1256 and encodes 409 amino acids. The transcript is spliced from 13 exons. The record is from RefSeq and is a predicted model, not a curated record. Gene Ontology annotation, molecular function: guanyl-nucleotide exchange factor activity.